UUUUUCGAUUCUGAAAUGCAGAGAUUUGCACAGAGAGAAAGUGUUGUUUUGGGGUAUAGUCCUCAGAAGACAUUCACGGAUCCAAAUUCUUCCCCCGAUAACCCACGUAGAAACUUAGAUAUAGAUUUUAAAGGUGUCUUCGGUGGUCCACCAAGGCGGCCAUCAACUCAAGAGACAAUAUAUGGUUUUGGUGAAAACCGAAGAAUUGAUGAACUGGUGGUUGCUGGAUCAUCACGGAAUCCAUGGUCUGGUUCGAGCGAAAAGCCGGUCUUCGGUGAAGAAGAGAUGGCCCGGAGAAGGCGCUCGAAAACCGAUUUCUUCCGUGAUAUAUUUAGAGGGAACGAGCCAUCGAGUGCUUCAAGGAAGUAUGAAGUGAAGGACUCUUUUGCACCUGGUUCACAGUCAAUGAGUCCGGCUUUGCCACCAAAGCCUGAACCUUUUGGCAGUUCAUCUCCUCCUCAUUUCAGACAUCCAAACCUUCCCGCUAAAUUGAGCAAAGGAAUGGACCUCCCCAUGUUUGGCUCUUCCACUCAAACCCCUAUGUCUAAAUUCUCAGGCCAAGCAAACCAAGAUAAAGAAGAACCGAGAAACGGUUUUCAAUCCUCAUAUUGCUUUAGUGAAGGUAAUGAGGAGUCAACAAACUCGACUAAGUAUGCGGAAACGGAGAGAAAGGGCAAUUCGAAUGAAGAUUCAAGUAGUUCGGGGAUUUUGAAAUAUGGCAACUGGUUUAACUUCUCAAUAUACAAAUGGGCAAACAAGGGAAGUGUACCGGUAUCCAAUCCACCAAGGGGAAGUGACAGACGCAAAGGAAAGGAUAAACUGCAGAGGAGCAUAAGUGCUAAUGGAUGGAUACCACAUGAAAGCAUAGCAAAGGAACCGAAAGAUAAACUGCAUAAUAGAUUUUUCUCUUUUGAUGGAAGGUCAUCAAGUUGUAAAUCUUUUAGGGUAGAGCAUGUCAAGAAUGAAAAAACAGGCUCUCUAAUCGAUUCAAGAAAUGAUGGCGAACUCGGUCGAAUUAUCGAGGAAGACAACAUUACCAAGCCUGAGUUAGAAAUCAUAAACGACCUUAAAAGUACUGUUAAGAAUGUUUCCAAGGGAGAAGUUUCAGAGGAUGGAAAUGCAACUCAAGAACCUCAACCGAAACAUCUGAAUUUGCUUUUCGAUGAUGAACGAGGCAAUGGUGAAAUAACUAAAAAUUAUGGAAGCAAAGGCAUUCCUGAAAUGAAUGCCAAGAAGUUUUUUGAAAUUCUAGAUGGUAAAAAAACCAAAAAACAGGAUGUAAAGAAAAGGGCUACUUCCAACGUGGAAACAAGUGCAUCGAGCGUGAAACAUUCCCCUAGGAAAUCAUGGGAUAAUGGAAAAGCCAGAGUCAGAGGAAAGGUCAAAGAAUUAAUCAAAAUUUUCAACCAGGAUGCUUCAUCAAGACCUAGAACGGAUGCUGCACUAUCUGAAAAUCAUGGCUCUAGUCGGAAGGAAAGAGACAAAGUCAGGCCCGAGACUGAACCAAAUAUUAUCAUGAAUACAACAAGGGUAGAGAAAGUUCACCUGAAUAGCGUGAUAAAGAAGAAACCACAUUCAGAUAUUCCUGUUGCCAGUGAUAUGUGUAAGGGAGCAUCCGAGAAGAACCUCAAUAGCUCAGUAAAAGAAAGUGUUGCUGAUAACUCCAAGAAUAUUGUUGAGGAUCCAGCAGAGUUAUUUGAGGAAGAUUUUUGAUAGAAGACCCGACUCCGGAAGAGAACAACUUGCCAAAAUUUGGAAUUGAUCCUUUAGAAAUGGAGGUCAUAGAUGAUAAAA
Messenger RNA from Hibiscus syriacus, 1794 nucleotides. Its product is annotated as J domain-containing protein required for chloroplast accumulation response 1-like. The transcript has 6 exons. Bases 16 to 1713 code for a protein of 565 amino acids. The record is from RefSeq and is a predicted model, not a curated record. NCBI's taxonomy places the organism in Eukaryota, Viridiplantae, Streptophyta, Magnoliopsida, Malvales, Malvaceae.